GUUAAUCUGUGACUCUCCAGCUGAACGACCUGGACACCACACACUCCACACAGUGCCAGAGCAACCCUGAACACUACUAAAAGCGAUGUCUACUGAACGAUUCGACUGCCAUUACUGCAAAGACCAGCUGCUUGGGAAAAAAUACAUCCUAAAAGAGGACACGCAAUACUGCACCAAGUGUUACGAGAACCUCUUCGCUAACUGUUGCGAGAGUUGCUCCUUACCGAUCGGGUGCAACAACAAGGAUCUCUCGUACAAGGACCGCCACUGGCAUGAGAACUGUUUCAAGUGUGGCAAAUGCGGGCGCGCUUUAGCGGAAAAAGCGUUCGCUGCUAAAGAUGACCUUCUGCUCUGCACCGAGUGCUACUCCAACGAGUACUCGGCCAAGUGCACUAAUUGCACUAAAACUAUCCUGCCAGGCUCGCGGAAAAUGGAGUACAAGGGGAACAGCUGGCACGAGACCUGCUUUCUGUGCCAGCGCUGCCAGCAGCCCAUAGGAACCAAGUCCUUCAUCCCCAAAGAUAGCAGCUACUUCUGUGUCGCCUGUUUCGAGAAGCAGUUCGCCUAUCAGUGCUGCUCCUGCAAGAAAGCCAUCACUACUGGCGGAGUGACCUACAACGACAAGCCCUGGCAUCGUGAAUGUUUCACUUGUAUUGGCUGUAAGAAACAGCUGGCAGGGCAACGCUUCACCUCCAGAGAGAACUACCCCUACUGUCUGGAGUGCUUCAGCAACCUGUAUGCUAAGAAAUGCGUCGGUUGCACCAAGCCGAUAACGAGUUUGGGCGGAGCAAAAUAUGUCUCUUUCGAGGAGCGUCAGUGGCACAGCGAGUGUUUCACAUGCAUGCAGUGCUCCGUGUCACUCGUGGGCCGCGGUUUCCUCACGCAGCGUGACGACAUUCUGUGCACCGACUGUGGACGUGAGAAGUGAUAUCAUGCACGGGAAAAGAAAUCACAGCUUUUGAUCAGUUUUCUUCUAUUAUUCUUAAAACGGCUUUGUCUGCAUGUCUUCAUUAUUGUAUCUGGUUGAAAAACCAUCCUAAGCCCUGAAGUUUGUGGAUGGUAUUAACUUUACAGAUCAGAAACGAUCACCUCUGGAUCUAUAGUUUUCCUUUUACUCAUUCUAAUCUAUACGAGUAUACAGUGUAUCAUGAUCAAGUCUGUUAUUUCCUUAAAUCAAGUGUAGUUAAAGUUUAAAAAAAUUAAUAAAUCUCUGUUAUUUAA
Messenger RNA from Clarias gariepinus (North African catfish), 1221 nucleotides. RefSeq names its product four and a half LIM domains 5 (gene fhl5). The record is from RefSeq and is a predicted model, not a curated record. Gene Ontology annotation, cellular component: Z disc; nucleus. The coding region runs from base 86 to 928 and encodes 280 amino acids. NCBI's taxonomy places the organism in Eukaryota, Metazoa, Chordata, Actinopteri, Siluriformes, Clariidae. The transcript is spliced from 6 exons. Gene Ontology annotation, molecular function: transcription coregulator activity.